AUGUCUCAUAUCGAAUUUAUCUCGAAUCCAAAUCGCGACCUCGCAAGCGUCCAGCAAAAUGGUAAACCGUACUGCAUAUCGGCAACCGAGUACUCGACAUCGUGGUCAUGCCAAUGGACCGAUCCCGAGUUUGGCGUCUUGAACGAAAUGGAUUUGGAGCUGCUUAAGCAUGUGAAUUGCUCGUACCUUUCUUCGGGCAAACCUCCAACGAUGCUGGCAUUGAAACAACACGCACAGUCUCUUACGAAUCUCAUCAGGAAACUCUGCGUCAGCAAUACAUUUGGAAUAGUCAAUGGAAAAGGAGAGCGGCGCCCAGUUUUUGAGAAGAACGAGGCCUUUGACUGGCUGAAUAAUCUUGACGAACCAUACACAAACGACGACGAAUUUCACCAUAUACCACUGUGCGUGCUGGCGAAUCACGUUAAAAAUGAAGGUGAAGAGACUGGCAUCGAAUGCCACUGCCCCCUCGAAGCUGCGCGCAACUGGGGACCCCUAGAGCCUGGCGAGAAGGCACCCCGACCAUAUUUUACGCAUCAAAACUUGGUCAUGCAUGUAAACGAAUGCCUCGAAAUACUGGAUCAUGAAUACAGUGCAACAGGAGGCCUCAUGUCAUUGCUUCCGUCUGGAAAUGGAGUUGACGGCGAGCAGAUGUCGGCUGCAAGGAACACUCUGCUAGGACAGCUGCUUCUCCAUCAACAGCACAUGGUUGCGCGGAUGCACGAGCUCGAAAUCCAUUACGCAAAAGCUCUCGAUACUGUAAGUGGUGAAGCUGUUGUGCCCAUGCAGCUCCUUCAGCGCUCGGGAGCGGAUGAAAGAAGUGAGCUAGUCCAUCAGCAGGGCCGGUUUAUCCUUGCUAAUGCGGGAGACGACGUCUUUGAAGUUGUGCACCGCCUGAUGGACAAAGAGGAGACCGAGAUGCAAAGCAAGGAACGGGUGUGGUGGGAGUCUGGAGUCAGCGGCGAGCGACUCUGGUCGGAAACCCUGGGUGGUGAAUGGAAAUCCCGUGGCCUCGUAUCUGUCGAUUUGAUGACGCGGUUCAUUCGGCUCAAGGGCCAAGGAGGGAGGUCAACCAUCUUUAUAAUGCCAGCUAUUGAGCAUCAUCCCGGCACGGCAGAAACGCGCAAGAUGGAGAACCGCCCAACGGUGGUAUCCGUGGUGGCGCCGUCUUGGCCGGAACGAGCAUCACAUCUGGAGGAGCGUGUUAAUGCUCAUAUUAAAAGGGUAAAGGAGUUGGAAGAUGAAACCCAGGUACUCGAGCGAGACAAGAUGGUGCUGGAUGCCAGCUUGACUAUUGCGCUGUCGGAUCUGAACAAGACAAAGGAGGACAUCAGGUUCUAUGAGGGAACAUCUGACGGGGCAGCGAUUAGCGAGAUUCUUAGCGAGAAUGAAGCGAUGAAGCGCCAGAUGACGAGGCUGAGAGAGUCGCUGCCGAGGACGUAUCACCACCUGCUGCGGGACGAAGACUGA
Molecule: messenger RNA, 1467 nt
Organism: Trichoderma virens Gv29-8
Lineage: Eukaryota; Fungi; Ascomycota; Sordariomycetes; Hypocreales; Hypocreaceae
Exons: 1
Coding region: 1-1467 (488 amino acids)
Source: RefSeq, a predicted model, not a curated record